CCUUUGCUUUUAGCCCUCACAGGGGCAGGAGGGACCAAGGCUGGGCCCAGAACUCACAGUCCUAGGGUGACAGUGAAGGGGUCUUGGGGGAGCAGCGACUCCCCUCCAACCCCUUCUUCGCAGGGACUCUGGCAACCAAAGAAAACCAACUGGGAAAAUGAAGAACUUCUGGAAAAUUCCAGUUUUCUUCUUUGUAUGCAGUUUCAUGGGACCCUGGGCAUCUGCGGCUAUCAAGCGUCGUCCAAGAUUCCCUGUCAAUGCAAAUUCUAACGAUGGAAAUGAGCUCUGUCCAAAGAUCAGAAUUGGCCAAGAUGACUUACCAGGGUUUGACCUGAUUUCUCAGUUCCAGGUAGAUAAAGCAGCAUCUAGAAGAGCUAUCCAGAGAGUAGUGGGAUCGACUGCCUUACAGGUGGCUUACAAAUUGGGAAAUAAUGUAGAUUUCAGAGUUCCAACCAGGAAUUUAUAUCCCAGUGGACUGCCUGAAGAAUACUCCUUUUUAACUACUUUUCGGAUGACUGGAAGCACACUUGAAAAGAACUGGAACAUUUGGCAGAUUCAGGAUUCCUCAGGGAAGGAGCAAGUUGGCAUAAGGAUUAAUGGCCAAAAAAAAUCCGUUGCGUUUUCAUACAAAGGACUGGAUGGAAGUCUCCAAACCGCAAUCUUUUCAAAUUUGCCCUCCUUGUUUGAUUCCCAGUGGCAUAAGAUCAUGAUUGGUGUGGAAAGGAAUAGUGCUACUCUUUUUGUUGACUGCAACAGGAUUGAAUCCUUACCAAUAAAGCCAAGAGGCCCAAUCGAUGUCGAUGGCUUUGCUGUGCUGGGAAAACUUGCAGAUAACCCUCAAGUUUCUGUUCCAUUUGAACUUCAAUGGAUGCUGAUUCAUUGCGACCCCUUGCGACCCAGGAGAGAAACUUGCCAUGAGCUGCCAGCCCGAAUAACGACCAGCCAGACCACCGACGAGAGAGGUCCCCCUGGCGAGCAGGGUCCCCCCGGGCCUCCAGGGCCUCCCGGGGUUCCGGGCAUUGAUGGCAUCGACGGUGACCGAGGCCCAAAGGGUCCCCCAGGCCCCCCGGGUCCUGCCGGAGAGCCGGGAAAGCCAGGAGCUCCAGGCAAGCCUGGCACACCGGGCGCCGAUGGAUUAACAGGACCUGAUGGAUCCCCUGGCUCCGUUGGACCAAGGGGACAAAAAGGAGAACCUGGUGUACCUGGACCUCGUGGAUUUCCAGGUCGUGGUAUUCCUGGACCCCCUGGUCCUCCCGGGACAGCAGGACUCCCUGGAGAGCUUGGCCGUGUAGGACCUGUUGGUGACCCUGGGAGAAGAGGACCACCUGGCCCCCCUGGCCCCCCAGGACCCAGUGGAGCAAUUGGCUUUCAUGAUGGAGAUCCACUGUGUCCUAAUUCCUGUCCACCAGGUCGCUCAGGAUAUCCAGGCCUACCAGGCAUGAGGGGAGCUCAAGGUUUGAGAGGCAUCACCGGCAUAGUUGGGGACAAAGGGGAAAAAGGCCAACAGGGGCCUCCAGGAGAGGUGGGACCCCGAGGACCCCGGGGACUGCCUGGUGAUCAAGGGCGGCGAGGACCUCUGGGAGAGGCAGGUCCCAAGGGAGAUAGAGGGGCUCAAGGUUCUAGAGGAAUUCCUGGUCCCCCUGGGCCCAAAGGAGACACGGGCUUGCCAGGUGUGGACGGCCGUGACGGGAUACCUGGAAUGCCUGGAACAAAGGGUCAACCAGGGAAACAUGGGCCUCCUGGUGAUGCAGGAUUGCAGGGGUUACCAGGUGUGCCUGGAAUUCCUGGUGCAAAGGGUGUUGCCGGUGCAAAGGGUGCUCGGGGCUUGGAUGGAGAACCUGGGCCUCAGGGUCUUCCUGGUGUACCUGGCAAUCGAGGAGAAAUGGGACCCAUAGGAUCCCCAGGCUUACCAGGUAAACUGGGUCCUGUUGGUAACCCUGGCCUCCCGGGCUUGCCUGGGCCCCCUGGACUUCCAGGAAUGAAAGGUGACAGGGGUGUAGUUGGUGAACCUGGUCCAAAGGGUGAACAGGGUGCCUCUGGUGAAGAAGGUGAAGCAGGAAGAAGGGGUGAACUUGGAGAUACAGGAUUACCUGGCCCAAAGGGAUCUCUGGGUAACCCUGGGGAGCCUGGCUUGAGAGGACCUGAAGGAAUUCGGGGGCUUCCUGGAGUGGAAGGACCAAGAGGACCACCUGGACCCCGAGGAGUGCAGGGAGAACAGGGUGCCACUGGCCUGCCCGGUGUCCAGGGCCCUCCGGGUAGAGCACCGACAGAUCAGCACAUUAAGCAGGUUUGCAUAAGAGUCAUGCAAGAGCAUUUUGCUGAGAUGGCUGCUAGUCUUAAGCGUCCUGACUCUGGUGUCUCUGGCCUCCCUGGGCGGCCUGGGCCCCCUGGGCCCCCUGGCCCCCCUGGAGAGAAUGGCUUCCCAGGUCAGAUGGGAAUUCGUGGCCUUCCAGGCAUGAAAGGACCCCCUGGAGCUCUUGGUUUGAGAGGACCAAAAGGUGACUUGGGAGAAAAGGGCGAGCGUGGCCCUCCUGGAAGAGGUCCUAAAGGUUUGCCUGGAGCUACAGGUCUCCCAGGUGACCCAGGCCCUGCCAGCUAUGGGAGAAAUGGUCGGGAUGGUGAGCGAGGCCCCCCAGGGGUGGCAGGAAUUCCUGGUGUGCCUGGGCCCCCAGGACCUCCUGGCCCUCCCGGUUUCUGUGAGCCAGCCUCCUGCACCAUGCAGGCUGGUCAGCGAGCCUUUAGCAAAGGGCCUGAUCCAUGAAAGGCUCAGUGCUGCGUGGCUCUCUGCAUAAACCAUGCCUGGUGAAGGAGCUUGGAGGAGAAACACCACCUGAAGCUGGGGCAAAGAUGACAAUUACCUUCAACAUGAUUACAGAAGUCCUACUUGACAAUCAGAUUUAGAAGAAUGGUGCUAUUCAAUAAGUCCUCUUUCCUUCCCUUGGAGGGAAGACAGCAGAGUCAUUGGUUAAUAAAACACACACACAAACCUCCCUUUAAAUAAAUUUAUAAUCCUGUUCCCAGGAUCUUGAACUUGAGUGUGCUAUACGUAUGUGAUACAUUGUGGGCCACUGUGCCAAUAAACAAAAACAACUGUUUGGUUUACCUCAGUUGCAGUAGUUAUUUUCAUUUUUUAUUUAGAUGUUCUCAGAUUAUUGUUUCAGUUAUAUGGAAGAUUACUAGACUAGUUAUAAAGAAAUCCCACUACAUUCAGUAGAACUGGUGCUUAAAAUCCCAUCAAUGUGCUCUUUCUGGAGUGGCAAGAAAGGGCUGUGUCACCUGAAAUGAUUUUCUUAUAUCAUGUUAGUUUCCAUCUUUAGCCUGAAUUUUUGUUGAACUGUAUGUACUGUACCACAAACCUGUUAAUAUUUUGAGCUCUUCUAUGUGAAAGCAAAGAAAGAAUUUUAAUACCCUGGCAUUCAUGAAUUUUAUUGACGAGACUAUUUAUUUUAAAGGUUUGAGGUAACAUCUCUGGUUGUACCAAAGAAAUAAAUCCGGUUUCUCUUAAUCU
Molecule: messenger RNA, 3508 nt
Organism: Propithecus coquereli (Coquerel's sifaka)
Lineage: Eukaryota; Metazoa; Chordata; Mammalia; Primates; Indriidae
Gene: COL9A1
Product: collagen, type IX, alpha 1
Exons: 35
Coding region: 158-2761 (867 amino acids)
Cellular component (GO): collagen type IX trimer
Source: RefSeq, a predicted model, not a curated record